Hirsutella rhossiliensis is the source of this 597-nucleotide messenger RNA. Its product is annotated as frataxin-like domain-containing protein. Gene Ontology annotation, cellular component: mitochondrion. The record is from RefSeq and is a predicted model, not a curated record. Gene Ontology annotation, biological process: intracellular iron ion homeostasis; iron incorporation into metallo-sulfur cluster. The transcript is spliced from 3 exons. Bases 1 to 597 code for a protein of 198 amino acids. Gene Ontology annotation, molecular function: ferric iron binding; ferroxidase activity; ferrous iron binding. NCBI's taxonomy places the organism in Eukaryota, Fungi, Ascomycota, Sordariomycetes, Hypocreales, Ophiocordycipitaceae.
AUGUCUCUACAAGGCUCGCUCCGAGCCUCGCAGCUCGUCACGCGCGCCGCUGCCACCGCCCGCCCGACCACCCUACGUCUCGUCCCCUGCGCCGCCGCCCUCCGGGGCAUUAUGCCGCACACGGAGAACCCGGCCAAGCCCGACGCGGCCAAGACGGAGCCCUCGUACGGCGUCGUCGACCUCUCGGAAAACGAGUACCACGAGCUGGCCGACGCCUAUCUCGACACCGUCGCGGCCAAGUUUGAGCAUCUGCAAGACACCAGGGAAGACAUUGACAUUGAGUUUUCGGCCGGCGUAAUGACCAUCACGGUAGCGGACAAGGGCACCUACGUCAUCAACAAGCAGCCCCCCAACAAGCAAAUCUGGCUCUCGUCGCCCAUCUCGGGCCCCAAGCGCUACGACUGGUGCAUCAUCGGCGAGAGCCAGGGCGAAAAGGAAGGCACCGGCUCCGGCAACUGGAUCUACACGCGCGAGGGCAAGAGCCUCAACCAGCUCAUAUUCAAGGAGCUCGAGGUCGCCAUUGAGGAGCCGGCGGAAGGUCUAGCCAAGGCAGCAAUGGGAGCAAGUCUUGGUGGUGGUCAAGAUUCUGUAGUUUAG